UUAUUUUUAAUGUUAACACAGCCGGUAUAGCAUACAGUAUUUUAUUAAAUCGUUUUGAAUCCUGAUAAAGUGUAGCCAUGGUGGAUGCAAUAGACGGAAGUUUAGGUUUGAACAAGAUAACAGCUACAGAAUUCGCAAAGCUUUGGAAAAGUUUCGAUAUAAACCAAAGUGGUUACAUGGAAGGCAACGAACUCAAUUCUUUUUUCUAUGAUCUUGCCAAGGAUUUACUUAAGAAGGAGCCUAGUGAAGAUGAGCACAAUAGUGUAAAAACUCUCUUUAUGGCAGUAUACGAUAAGGCAAAGGACGGUAGAAUAUCGAUGAAUGAGCUUGCAAAAAUGCUGUUACCUGAAGAUGAAGAAUUCCUUUUGUUUUUCCGACGGCGAAUUCCAUUGAAUUCAAGCGUCACAUUUAUGCAGAUUUGGAGGCGAUAUGACAAAAACCGUAGUGGGUUCCUAAACAAAGCUGAACUUCGGAAUUUCGUAUCAGAUUAUAUAACUGCCUCCGGGUGUGAAUCCGUAACAGCUGAUCAAGUUGACGAAUACACUUCAUCUAUUAUGGCCUUGUUUGAUCUCAACAGCGACGGUCUUCUAACUUUACAAGAUAUGGCCAGGCUUGUAAACGUAUCUAAGAAUUUUCUUCUACAAUUUCGAAUCGAGGACGGCUCCGCGGAACAAAGAAAACAAGAUUUUGAGAAAAUUUUCCAACAUUAUGACCAGAGCAACACCGGUGCACUGGAAGGAGUAGAAGUUGAUGGUUUCGUUAAAGACAUGAUGGAAACCAUUAGGGGUCCCCUUACUGCAAGUGAGCUCGAUGACGUCAAAGCAUCUGUACUGAACCAUUGUGACGUAAAUGGAGAUGGAAAAAUUCAAAAGUCCGAACUCGCAGUCUGUUUGUCAGUUCAUAUUUGAAAGCUGCGAAUGUUUACACAACUACAUUUUGUGGCGGCGUGUUUAAAAUUGUAAACAAAAACAUCCAUAGGUUGUAUUUUGCUGAUCGUCCAUGUUGCUUGUCUUGAAUAGUUUUAUCGCAUGUUAUUGUGGUUCGUUUUUUUAUCGUGGUUUCGGCUUAUUUAAAAGUGCAGAUUAAUAAACGCACAAACAGCGUGUGAA
Messenger RNA from Ciona intestinalis (vase tunicate), 1109 nucleotides. The record is from RefSeq and is a predicted model, not a curated record. Lineage: Eukaryota; Metazoa; Chordata; Ascidiacea; Phlebobranchia; Cionidae.